AUGAACCCGACGGCGACCGAUGACAGCCUGCCAGCACCCGCAGGCGAACACUCCAAAAACGGCGAGAAUAUCACGACUAGCGACGACGACCCCAAGCCAUGGCAGUUGAAACAUGAGAGAGCACUGGAUCUGAGAACAAAUGGCGACCUUCAGGAAGCAACGGACCUGCUGCGGGAAGUUGUCCAAGAUCUCAAACAUAGCUUCGGCUCGGAGAACAUUGAGACACUGACUGCCAUUCAAAACCUGGCCGCCGUGCGCCUAGACCUAGGCGACACCAACGUUGCGGCUACCCUAUUCGAGAGCAUGCUGUCCACCGCGGGCCAGGUCUUUAGCGAGGAGCAUGCUUUCACAACACUCUCAAAGGCAAACCUUGCCAGCGGGGGCGUCAGGCAAGGAAGACUCAACGAAGCCGAGGACUUACAGCGGGACGUACUCAAGAAGAUGCAAGAAGCCGUCCGCGAGACACAUUCGGACGCCCCGCCCGACACGCAUCCCGACAUCCUCGAAGCGAAAGCCAGCCUUACCAACACCUUGCGAUACAAGGGGGAAAGCGCUGAGUCUAGUACGUUACUUAAGGAUAUGUACAAGACGACAGCAGGCUCUUUCGAUAUAGACGCCCCAGAGACAAUCAGCGCUACAAGUGAUUACACCAACUAG
Messenger RNA from Colletotrichum chrysophilum, 657 nucleotides. RefSeq lists its product as uncharacterized. The transcript has a single exon. Gene Ontology annotation, molecular function: protein binding. The record is from RefSeq and is a predicted model, not a curated record. The coding region runs from base 1 to 657 and encodes 218 amino acids. Lineage: Eukaryota; Fungi; Ascomycota; Sordariomycetes; Glomerellales; Glomerellaceae.